Messenger RNA from Thamnophis sirtalis, 864 nucleotides. Lineage: Eukaryota; Metazoa; Chordata; Lepidosauria; Squamata; Natricidae. The record is from RefSeq and is a predicted model, not a curated record.
CUGGAGGAACAGCCCCUGCUGGGGGCCUAGAAGGGGGCUGCCCCUCUGUGUCUCUGUGUGCUGCUUCCUCUGGGAAAGCAACCAGCUGUUUCUGCUUUUGGGCCGUAGAAAAUGGACACUGAAGUGGCAGGAAAAAUCGACGAAUUCAUCUCCAAGUUGAAAGGCCUGAAGGAAGCGGAGUCGGCUUUCACAUUUAUUCUUGAUGAUCCUUCGGGAAACAGUUUUGUGGAGAACCCUCAUGCGCCGCAGAAGGACGAGGCCCUGGAGGUCACCCACUACAGGAGGACAGCCGAGCAAGCAGCUCUGCUUGGACUAGAGGAAGAGGGCUUGGAGGAGGAUCCAGCCGACCCUGCAGAGGACCUGAGGAACGAGGUACUGCAGUUCAACACCAACUGCCCCGAAUGCAACGCUCCCGCCAGCACAAACAUGAAGCUGGUGCAGAUUCCCCAUUUCAAGGAAGUCAUCAUCAUGGCUACAAACUGCGAUGCCUGUGGGCACAGAACAAACGAGGUAAAAUCCGGGGGAGGCAUCGAGCCUUUGGGCACCAAGAUAACCCUUCAUGUGACGGGCUCUGCAGACAUGAUGAGGGACGUUCUAAAGUCGGAAACCUGCAGGAUAGAGAUUCCAGAGCUGGAGUUCGAGAUAGGAAUGGGAGCUCUGGGUGGAAAAUUCACCACUCUAGAAGGGUUGAUGAAGGACAUCCAGGCUCUGGUGGAGAAGAACCCCUUCACCCUGGGGGACGCCUCUUGCCCUGGCAAAGCAGCAAAGCUGCACGCGUUUGGGAAGAAGCUCCAGCAGAUCGUAGAUGGGGAGAUGAAGGUGCAUCUUGUUCUGGAUGACCCUGCAGGAAACAGUUACCUUCAG